UGAUUAUAAAAUUUAAUAUUCCGAAAGAAUUUAUGUUAAUGACAUCUUAACCAGUAAUUGUGUGAAUACUACAAUAUCAGAAAGCAAGAUCAACAUUAGUGUGCUGUAUGCUAUAUAUAUAUAGAUAUUACAAUUAAUGUUGAUGUCAUUGUAUGUAUAAAAUGACAUUACCAAGGAAGAGAAUAUUUGUUACUGUUGGUACAACUAAUUUUGAUGAAUUAAUUGAAACUGUUCUUAGUUCAGACAUUUUAGAGGCAUUGUCAUCAAAGGGAUACAAUGAGCUAAUUUUGCAAAUUGGCAAGAGUUCACUUGCACCAGAUUGUAUACCACGCAAUGGUUUCAUUAAAAUAGAAUACUUUAAUUUAAAUCCAAAUAUACUGAAGUAUGUAAAAACUGCAGACUUAAUCAUAAGUCAUGCAGGAGCAGGAAGCAUUCUUGAUGCUCUGGAGAACAAGAAAAAUUUGAUUGUAGUUGCAAAUGAAAGUUUGAUGCAUAAUCAUCAACUGGAGUUAGCAGAGCAACUUUACAUGGAUAAAUAUUUAUAUUACAGUACCUGUUCAACAUUGUUAAAUGUUAUCCAAAAUAUGGACUUCUCCAAAUUGAAACCUUAUGUUAACAAUAACAGCGAAUUUAUUGCUAAAUACAUAAAUCAAAUAAUGGGCGUUUCGAAUGAGAAAUGA
Molecule: messenger RNA, 680 nt
Organism: Dufourea novaeangliae
Lineage: Eukaryota; Metazoa; Arthropoda; Insecta; Hymenoptera; Halictidae
Gene: Alg13
Product: UDP-N-acetylglucosamine transferase subunit ALG13 homolog
Exons: 2
Coding region: 153-680 (175 amino acids)
Biological process (GO): dolichol-linked oligosaccharide biosynthetic process
Molecular function (GO): hexosyltransferase activity
Source: RefSeq, a predicted model, not a curated record